UCAGCUUGCUGUGUGUGCGCGAAGGAAAAUUCCAGCAUUUUGCAGUGCGUUGGAGGGAAUAAAUAAAUUCCAUAAUAAUACCACCGUUUCGCCACUGACUUCAUUCGCCCACUCGAGCGGCCGUCGAAGGUGCGCAUGAACGCACAUCCUGGUGAAUGUGGCUUGUGUGUAGUUCUGGGUAGAACAAACCCCCCAAAAAAAGGAAUCCUUUCGGAAAUUCCGUCAGUGUAAAGUUCGGUGUCCAUCAUCAGCUGAUAUGGAGAUUGUGACAGCGAAGCAAUGUGAGGUUUUGUUUACCUGUAGCAGCAGCAGCAGCAGCAGCAGCAGCAAGGAUAAGAGAAUGUGGUGAUCAGAUUGCGUGAAACGGCGUGGCACAUACACACAUACACUGCGUCUGAUGCACCAUUGAAGUGCAUCAAUCGUGAGCUCAUCGUGCAGUUUGGUUUGAUUUCCGUUCAAGACGUCAGCGCAUUACCGCACUUGACCCGUCGUGGGAGGGGGUGGCAACACAACACAACACAAAACACCCGACACAAGUGCACGUGGGAGAGAGAGAGAGAGCGAGCGAGGGAGAGAGAACAGGUGGAGGAAGGUGAAGAUUGUGUGAAGUGUGCUGCUGUUUGUUCUGUGUUACCCCAAACGUUGUGGUGGGGUGGUGUGUGUGGGUGGGUGAUCAGCAUUAGUCGGAUUCCUGCUGCAGGAAGAAGCCCACCAAGAAGGCCCCGCUACCACGUCGGAGGAGAGGCACUUAGUGCCUGAAGCGCACCGGGUGUUUGGCGUGAAAUUUGCGUAAAGUGUGGCUAGUUCUCGGGAAGGAGAGGGUGGCAUUGAAAGGUACCGAGCGAAGUAGGAAACGGUGAAGGAAGGAAACAGCUCAAGUGAUAAUUAUUGAUAGCGCGCAAAGUGGCCCCCGCUGCCGGGCUGUGCGAAGCUGGAAAUCGAAAGGGAAACGGAAUGAAACUGCUCGCGCAGAUAAUUCCCCUAAGGGUUGUGGUGCUGUAGUGUGAAGGAGAGGCAAAACAGAGCGAGGGGGGCUUUUUAAAGUGCGAGCGUACGAGCGAGACGCAAGAUAGGUAAAGAUUUGUUACGUAGUGAGAACACGACACGACGCGAGAAAGAAUAAGAGAAGGGGGGGUGAGUGAGUGAGCGGUCAAGGGGUGGGUUGGUUGGUUGGUUGGGUGAGUGUUUCGUGCACAUGUUGUGCGUAUGUUGAGACAGCCCUGCACAAACACAUUCAUACAUACAUCGCGCGCGAGAAAAUUUGUGUCCGUGUGAGUGUGUAUGUGUGUGACUAUCCGCGCGAGAGAGAGCGAAAGAGGAUGCUGCGAAGAAUUCGCCAGCAAAGCAACCAAAGCCCCAGCAGCAGCAUCAUCCCCAAGGCAACACCAGCAAGACAAGUGUGACAAGAAGUUGGCUGCUUCACAUCGCGGUCGCCGCCGCUGUCCGCAUUUGUGUGUUGAUCUCGAAGCGUUUGAUUCGCUGGGUCGUGUGUCGACGGCCACCGCAGGCCGAAAAGGGGAGAGCGAAAGACCCGUGUGUGAGCGCCACACAACACCACAGUGUUGUCAAAGGUUUCGCCCAGUGUUGUUGGCCGCAAAAGUUCAGAGUGUAGGUUGUUGGUGUGGUGUGGUCUUUCCCUUCGCCUCCGUGGCGUUAUCGUUGUGUUGUUUGGUUGUUUGGCUGCUGUCAUUGGUACACUCCGAGAGUGGAAAAAGAGCAAUUUUUCACGAUGAAGUUUGGCGCUGAAUUUCCCGCCUAGCGGUUUCAAGAAAAGGACUUUUUUUGGAAAAUGAUGUACUGGACUCUUCAAAGUCUGAGAUAAGUGAGCGCAACGUGCUUGUGUGUCGUCUUAGUGCUGCAACGCUUCCACCAAGUGGUCACCGAUAGUGCAUUCUAAAUGCGCCUGCAUGGCAUAGAGACGACGACGGAGUGCCCGAACCGCGAGUGCCACACGUCAGCGUAACCGCGCUCAACAGCACAAAGAGGGGGAGAAGGGGGCACAGCAGGGCGCCCUUGAUCUUGACCCAGGAACAGAAACCUGUCCCCAGGUGGUCACACCAGGAAGGAGCUUUUCAAUAGCUGCACAGUCCAGCACGCGCCCUAGCCCUAGCUACUAGUAGUAGUGGGUGAUGCGGUAUCAUUAGUUCUAGCGGAUUUGCGGAGUAGUGUAGCGCACUAGUACUUACACACCAACCUGUGCCAUAAAGAAGAGCAAGAAAGACAACACUUUUAUCCGGUAGAGACACAGCGCGGAAGAGAGAGUGAUAGAGAGAGAGAUAGAGAGAGGAGACAGUACGCAACCUCUUCUCCACAACCAGAACCAGUGUCGGGAAGCGUUCAGUUACGGCCGAACCGCCGGACGUCUAGAUUGCGAACAGGAAGCAGCCAGAAUAGCCGGCCCAGAGCAUCACACUCACGAUGGGACGGAAAAAGAUACAGAUUUCCAGGAUAACGGACGAACGGAACCGGCAGGUGACGUUCAACAAGCGCAAGUUUGGCGUGAUGAAGAAGGCGUACGAGCUGUCGGUGCUGUGCGACUGCGAGAUUGCGCUGAUCAUCUUCAGCAGCAGCAACAAGCUGUACCAGUACGCCAGCACGGACAUGGACAAGGUGCUGCUGAAGUACACCGAGUACAACGAGCCGCACGAGUCGCUGACGAACAAGAACAUUAUUGAGUUGCAGGUAAACGCGCAGAAAGAAAACAAAAACGGCACGAUGUCGCCGGACUCGCCGGAACCGGAGGACAGCUACACGCUCACGCCCCGCACCGAGGCCAAGUACAACAAGAUCGACGAGGACUUUCAGAUCAUGAUGCAGCGCAACCAGCAGCUGACGGCGGGCGGCGCCCGGCCCAACAUGGCGACGAACAGCUACUCGCUGCCGGUGUCCGUGCCGGUGUCGGUGCCCGUGAUUGGCACGUACAACGACUCGAUGCUGCAGAGCAGCCCCCAGAUGGCACACAAUAGUAUUAGUCCACGGCCCUCCAGCUCCGAGACGGAUUCGGUGUAUCCCUCCGGCGGUAUAUUGGAAAUGUCAAACGGCUAUCCCCAUUCGGCAUCGCCCCUCGGUGGAUCUCCCAGUCCCGGUCCGAGUCCAGGUAUUGGCUCUCAUCAGGCGCAUAACAAUAACAAUAACUCCCAUAACACGCAUAACAAAAAGUUCCAUUUCGAUAAUGCAGUGCAAACGAUCAAGCAAAGCCCGUCGGGUGGCAGUGGCAGCUCCGGUUCGCGGUCGUUGCGGGUAGUGAUACCGGCCCCGAUGAAUCCGACCAUCACGGCAGAUGACAUUUCAUACGUGGAACACACGCGGCAACAGACGAAUUUAAACACCCCGGUCGUAGCACUGCAGACACCGAUACCGGGACUCACCAACUAUACCACCACGCUCGGUUCGUUCGGUGCGCAGGACUUUUCGCUCAACCCGGACAUCAUGAUCGGCCCGUGGAGUGCGGCAUCCAGUCACAGCCAAAACACGUCCGCGGCAGCCGCAGCCGCCGCCAUGGGCAGUCUCCAGCACUCGAGAAUACUUUUCAGCGGUUUGCCCCAUCUAGCUGUGUCGAACAGUACGCCCCCGCCGUCGACUUCGCCACUGUCGGUGAAGAUUAAGGCGGAACCGAUCUCACCGCCCCGGGACCACCACAACACCUCCCACCAUCACGGUGGUGCGCCUGGUGGUGGCAGUAGCAGCGGGGCAAGCGGUUCGGCACCGGGCGCAAAUGGCGUCCAGUCGGCGAGCGGUGGCGGCGCGUCCUCCACGGCGACGGGUGUCAAUGCGAACAGCGGCAACACCAGUAACAACAAUGGAAGCGGCAACAGUCAGCAACAGAACGGCGCCCAGCAGCUGACCGCCAUGGGCAAUGUGGUUGUGACGGGAGGUGGAGGAAGUGGCGGCGGCGGCGGUGGUGCGGGGACGAGCUCACUAGGAGCGAACCUGAACCACUCCCACCUGAUACAUUCGCGACCUUCCUCGACCGGCCAUCUAACGCCGACACCGGACUCUUAUAUGCCUAUCGGUGGGCACCUGGCAGGUUCCGUGACGCCAACGAACGCACCCUCCCCGGUGGACAUCCGGCAUCUCAGUACGGGCGGUAGCCAUCUGCCCGAGUACGACGCCCCCACCGCCCAGGCACAUAAAAGACCAAGAAUAUCGGAGGGUUGGGCCACAUAGCCCCUAAAGACUGGCGGCGGCAGCGGCGGCGGCGGCGGCGGCGGUGGUGCAGGCAGCGGCAAUCGUGGAGCGGACGGUUCGGCAUGCUAUCUGGACGACAACUCAAACCACGUGGUAGUAAUAUCGGAUGCUGACGGUAGCAAUACCAGCGACGGCGGGAUGGGCAGCAGCAGUGUGGCCAACUUUACGCAUAAGCUUCACCAGCAUCUGCACGGGCACGGUGGCAGUGCGCACCAGUAUCAUCAUCAUCAUCUGCAGCAGCAGCAACAGCACCACCACCAUCAGCAGCAGCAACAACAACAUUCGUCCCAACUCUUGCAUCCCUUCUAUAACCAACACCAUCAUCAUCAUCAUCAUCAUGUGCAGCAACAGCAUCAUCAGCAGCAGCAGCAUCAUGCUGGAAGCAGCGGCAACAACAGUAACCAUGGCUACUCGAGUCAGCCCACAUCACCAUAUCACAACCACAACAGCAACAGCAGCGAGCCGAAGCAUCUGCAGGGAAGUCAUUCGCCCUCGCCGGGUGUAACGCCCGGUCCGUCCGGUUCCGUUGACGGGCAGUCGCAGGCAAUAGCGAUGCAGCAGCACUACUGAGGUACGCCCGACCGACCUGAGGUGCACCACCGAGAGCUUAAGCCAACACCCGGCACACAGUGUCCACAGAAGACAUGAGAUAUUAUAGUUACUGAAGUCAAUGUUGAGGAGAAGUCAUUAUCGUUAAGCAGAAAGUAAAACAGAGAGAGAGAGAGAGAGAGAGAGAGAGAGGAAAGAGGUAACAGGAAUCGUUGCCCGUUGCUGCUCCUACGUUUGGGAAGCGUUAGAGCUAUCGAUGAUUGUAAAACGUCAAUUCAGGGGCUGAGAUUCAUUGGAUAGAAGAAUAGUAGAAAGCUGGCAAGAGAGCAUGGAAGGAUGCGUGGAUGCGGGAGAUGGAGCCGUGAAAAACCUCGCGAGAACGUUUAUCUCUCGCCAUACACGAUCCUUCAAACAAUUUCCUUACGAUUGUAUAAGUUUGAGUGUGCGUGUGUGCGUGUGUGUGUGUGUGGUUGUAUAUGUGUAUCUGUAUGUGAGGUUGUGGCCAUAUUGUAUGUUCUUCCCAGUGACACAUAUAAGAGGAAAGGCCAUCGUAACGAUUGGUUUCACCACCGCUCGCUCGCUCCAAAUGCUCAGCGAAUCUUCCAGCUUAUUGUGCGCGGCCACGGAGGACAGGCCCCGAUUCCCAACACCCACCAUCACCCCAGCGUUGCAUGUUGGAUCCUCUACUUUCUAUCUGGAUGUGACGGUGUUUGUUAGCUUUUCAAAAAUCUCAUCGUUCACCAGCCCUAUUCCGUGCGCAAGAUCGGUGUAGAUUGAUGUUGACUUAUCAGCAGUCGCAGUCGCCAGCAGGACAAAGACGAAGGGUUACAAAUUGGCAUUAGUCCCGAGCCAAACAUAUCAAACAUAAGAUGAAGCUGACAAACGAUUCAAAUUGGCCCCACUACUACUACUACUACUACGACAAUGAUCGUACAAAACUAGUAUAUAAAGCUGUGUGCUUCUGGUGUUGCCAAUUCUGAGGUAGAUGAGGGAGAAAAAAAACAACCAUGAGAUGGCAAGAAAAGUCUAUACAAAGUAUGGAAAAGGAUGAAAAGGGGAACACAAAACAAUAUAAAUACCUAAUGCUACAAUCAUCCAAAUUGUAAAGUGAAAAGCAUAAAACGGUGCAGAGAAGAACCCAAAUAGCUAUUUCAAAACAGUUGAUUUGCUGCAAUUAGAGACAAGGAACAAAUAAGAGAGAAAAAAACCCGUCUACGUAGUAGGAAAUAGGACUAGAUAUUUCAUGUAGUGCAAAAAAAAGAAGAAGAAGAAGAAGAAACCAAGGAGAAAACAAAACCUAGCGGUGUGCAGAGCAGCAACCGAAAGCGAAGGAAGAGCAUGGUAGCAUAAAACGUACUAAAGCAAAGCAAAGCAAAACAAAAGCGUAAAAAAAGAAGAAACCUAGUUUGUGUGCCAUUAAUAGGAUAACGUCUCUGUAUAUUUUACGAUAGCAAAAAAAGGUGGAAAAGUGAGAAGAAGAACAAAAACACUGCAGCAUAGUACAGAAAGCAUAUUAUGCUGCAAAUUGCCGCCGGAUGAUGAUGAUGACAUGAUCGGAGACAUGUCGCAGGACAAAACAAUUUAGCCUUAGUAGUAAAACAAACAAAAAACAAAACAAAGUCAGUCAAAGCGUCGGUCGGGGAAGGAAGGAAGGAAGGCUGAAAAAAGGGGUGGAGAGUAUUGCAGGCCACUCACAUACACACAUUGUCUGUGUCCGCCGGUAGAUAUGUAAUACCGUUUUCUGUGUAUGUUGUGUAGCUUAUGGUUUUUUAGUUUUCAUUGUUUGUUAGCUACGUUCUUUUCCUCCCUUCGUUUGCUUACUUCCCUCCUCCGAUUUUAUCCUUUUAGUUUUGUGUACGGUUUGUUCUUUUUUUUUUUGUUUUAAAAACUCGUGUAGGUACUAUUUUCUUAUUGUUUAGGAAAAACAUGCAAAACACACUACAGACAGACACCAUUGUCACUCAGACGAUCAGACAAACAAACAAAAAAAAGGAUCCAGAUCAGGGGUUUCUCGGUUUGGGAUGUGUUUCGCUGCUUAGGCAAAACGGCAAGCGGAACGAAAGGCGUUUAAACGGCGCAACACACGCCCCGGUGCAAGAUAGUUUUGUAAGUUUUUGAAUUUGUUUUAUUUGUUUUACCGCUUUCACGUUCAAAUACGUGUGAACGCAUUGUGUCGCCGUAUUCGCUAGCGGAAACCGCCAGUGCGUGCAAUAGUAGAAUCCCUUAGUAGUAGUAGUAGUAGCCUAGGUGGCUAUAGUGUGUAGUGUAUAAAGGUAGUACAAGUACUACCGGCGAGAGUUGGAUAAGAUAUGUGGGAUUUUGGGGGGGGGGGGAGACACGGUGAAGCAGCCGGACGGGGUGAGAUCAGCUUAGGUUUAGGCUAGUGCUACAAAGAAUGAUAUUUAUUUGAUCUAUUACUCUAUUAACUACUACCGUGUAACAACAAAGUGUUAGGGGGGCUACACCCGUGUUUGCCAACCGUGUUUUAAACUCUUUUUUUUCUUAAUCUGAUUCUAUCACAUUGAACCAUCCCCCCGCUUCAUGUGUGUGUGUGUGUGCGUGUGUUGCGCUGAGUUUUUGGAGUGAUGUAGUCCAGCAAACCAUCCACUCAUUUCACUUUCAUUCGUAUGAAAUAUUGUAUAUUGUGUAGGAACGAAAAACGAACAGCAGAGACAAACAAACCCACACAGUUAGCCAGCGAAGAACACGCGCGUGGUCAAGACCCAUUAGGUAAGGGCGAUUAGGAGGGAAGAUGCCAUUAACAAGCAGCGGUUCGUGUGCGUCUUCCAAACAAAAACAUAAAAAAAGCAAUGACGACCGAAGAUGGUCGCCUUGUCCAGGGCAUGCACGUGUGCUGGAAGAAAGUGUGUUGCAGUUCAGCGGGGUUACUACUGACUGUGCUGCUAGUGCUGCUGCUGCUCGUAUACUUCCGCGUAGGUUGAGAAUAGUGUUUUCUUCCUUUCCAGUCAUAAUAGUUAUAAUAGUUUAAAUAGGUUUUUUUUCUUUUUGUGUGUGUGAACGCGUCACGAUGCAUCUCGCUCCCAAGCAAACGGAUUUAAAGAAAAAAUGUGGCAGAACACGUUGAAAAGAAUGUGAGACAGUAAAGAUUGGUCUUUGAUUUCUUGAAUAUGAUUUGUUUGUUUUAUGUUGUUUUGUUUUGGUUUUUCCUCCUUGUUUUGUAAGUAUAUUUUUUGCCAACUGUAUUUAUUAAUUUACUUAUUUAUUGUUUUCAGUUCAUAUCCUUUUCCAAAGCUUUCUGUGCGGACACACAGCUGCUGUAGGGAGAAUGCUUUCAAAUGUCAAUGCUAACAUGAUCCCACCACAGGCGGAAGGCGGCACACGCGAUAUAGGGGUGUUGAGUGUGCAACGAUUUGUGUAGUCAGUCGGUCGUUGUCUUUGUAGUAGAACCGCCAAUCGAGAAAGAGAGGGAGAAGAUGCCGUGCACGGUAGGUAGAAAUGGCUGACUGUACAUUAUUACACAGCAGGGGUUGCAUUAUGCUUAGUGAAACCAGUUCCAACCGCUCUAGAAAUGCGUACAUUGCGUAGCGUUGUCAAAAAGAAUCCCUCCAGCGAAGAUCGAAGUUUGCCACUCAAAAAAAAAGAGCGAUAGGGAGAGCAUAACAUGGCACAAAGCAUAGCAAACAUGGCGACGGAGUGACGGUAGUGGCAAGAGAAAAACUCCGAAAUUACCGAAGUUUUGAUAACCCCUGUUUAAAGUGAACGAUAUGUGCGUCUGUGAAUUAGUGUGCGCGCGUGGAUGUGUGUAUGAGUAUUCGUGUGUGUGUGUGUGUGAGAGAGAGAGAGAGAGAGAGAGAGAGAGAGAGAAAAACAGGAUGGAAAAAUUGCUCAUCAAAUUAACCAGAAGUGAUGAAGAGGUGCACCGUAACAGUGUGCUAGAGGAAGCUGUAGAGAGGACAUACAUUUACUAUCUACCCCACCCUGCUGCAUCUGCUCUCGAAACACCCCCCUUAUUUUGUUACGAUUUAUUGCACCUUCCUUCAUCCCGUUUUCAAAAUUCGAUGGAGUCGGCAACAUACACAACACACAAAAACACAAAUGGUAAUCGAAACAAACACACAAAACUGGCGCUGUUUUUAUUUCAGCGAAACGAUAGCCAAUUCAUCUUCCAAAAACUUUCACCACGGCUACCUAAGAUAAAGGAAGAGAGAGAGAGCGAGAGAGAGCGGGAGAGAAAGAGAGCCAAAAGCGGAGCUCCAACAGCCCCCCUCCCCUUCCCUACUCACUUGGAAAGAUGAAAACAAUAAGCAGAAGCACGAUUCGUCGAAAUUUGUAUGAAUGUUAAUUAUUACCUCCACUUUGUAGAUGCCUUAAACACAGUGCCUAUGUACAAAACAUGAAGAAAUUAAGAAGAAACACAAAACAAGAAAAGGAAGCUAACAAGAAGAAGAAGAAGAAGAAGCAAAACACAGGCCCCAUAACACAGUGGAAACGUAACGCAAAUUGGAAAAUGGUGAAAAGAAAAACUAAUUUUCCUUUUUCUUUGGAACAAAAGCGUGCCGAGGGAAGAGGAGUGCACAAGAGUAUGGAACAAUAUUUACACCUUUUCCUCAAAAUAACUCUUGUUGAUCCUGUUGUGUUGUUGCAAAAAGGAUAUGAUCCUGCAGAUGGCUAGAAUAUUCUAGUUUUGGGCAUACACGCAAUCUCCCACCCCCCAACUCCUGUAUCCCCCCGUCGCAGUCACUUCCUCCCUGUCCCAAAUUAAACCUGUGAUUUUCAAUGGAAGGCGGCCCAUUAGAGAUUGUGUUAUCGUUUGUUAGAUUUUGUCACCAGAUGCCACCAAAUCCCGCACGGGGUUGCUUAAACAGGGCUUAAACAGAGCGUUGAAUCUUUGAUAUUCAUAUUUGUGCAUUUGCUGCCUGGCUGAACCAAAGGCUGUAGAGAAUAGUUCAAAGCUCCAUACUUUUUCAUGUCCCCCGUCGUUGGAUGGGACCGCACUGUGUAGGUCCAAAGACAGAUACGUCUAACACUGAAAGAGAAAUCACACAAUUACCGUGCAAAAAAAAACAAUGGGAAAAACACAAUUAACGCAACAAAGUGCGCAGCACACGAAUCCACAAAAAACGAGGAAGCAAAUGUCCGUUUUGAUGAUAGCGCUUCUCAAACCAGCCCAGCACCGGCGGUAGAAAGAGGACACGGAAGCGUUACAAAAGCUCCAAAUCCACUGGGUAGAAGAAGGCACUGCACACAACAAACAAACAAACAAACAACCAUUCCCAUUCUUGUUGCAUGACACGAUGACCUGACGAUCUUCGAGCACUUAUGAAACGAGCCUGAUGAACCAAAUUGUGUAAAAGAAACAAACCUCCGCGUACCGCGACGCGAUCGCGCGCAAAAAGAUACGAAAUCGAAAAACCUUACUAAUUAGUAACUAUCUCUUCCUGCGAUUCCUGAUAGCCACACCGCGAGUGCAAGCAGAAAACCUUAUUUAUCGAUUAUAGUACCGAGGCUAGAUUUAUAUAUACAUACAUACAUACAUACAUAAAUAGGCAAGGAUAGUGUAUGCAAGCUAGGGAGCGAGAGAAUAGUGAAAAGAAAAGAAAACCCCCUCAAAUGGAGGAAAAGCAUGGGACCAGCAGAGUUUCCCGUAUUAAAGUGGCAACUUUAAAGCGACACACCUAGUAGGUUCCGAUAGAAGAACAUAGACCGAAUGAAUGGAAAAGAAAGAGUUGGAAAAGUAGCGUGCUCUUGGAGCAUACUAAGGAGAAACGAUAAAAUACACACUUGAAUUAAAGGAGAAAGAAGAAAAAAAAACAAACCCAGGCACAUAUGCUGUGAAACAUACUAAAGAUAAUGAACAAAUUGAGCAACCCUCCCUUUGAGCGCCGUCGUCCUUUGACGCGUCGUCGUGUGUGGCAGACAGGGGUAAAAGAACAAAAGCGAACAAGAUGAAUGACGAAUUUGUACAAAAAUACAGUAAAAAAACAGGACACAGGUAAGUUGGGAAAGAUUUGUUAGCCGGAAAAACCGACUAAAACUAAAAAAGAAAACACAAACAAAUACGACAACAAGUUGUGCCUGUUUCAAAGAAACACGUAACACGUGCAAGAAAACCAAUGAAGCGAGAUAAGCGAGGAAACAAAAAUAAAAGAACCAAUAAAAGAGAAAAGGAGAAUACUAUGACGAACUGCACAGUUCAAGUGAACAUGAAGAAACAUAGAGGAAACUAGAGUUGAGAUUAUAACUAGAAGAAUGGAAGGAUACAGUGUUCUAACAGACAUACAAACUAAACAACACACAACAACACACAACCAACUAAACCAAACUCAAUGAGCUUAGUGUAAACAAGUGAAACAAGAGAUCACAAGAACCAGUUGUCUGUGUCUAUGUCUCUGUCUCUGUCUGUGUGCGUGUGUGUGAUUCUGUGUUUGUAUGAUUGUAUUGUAAGACUAUAUGAUAAAACACGAUCAUGCGGCCAGACACAAGGAAGGAAGAGGACAAUGUGCGCUGUAUUUGCAAACCAAAAACAAAACCAAAAUCAAUGUUCCUUUGAUGUGCAAAACCAAAAAAAUCCCCUUUUUUGUGACGUACUGUGGAGUUCGAAUCAUUCUCGCAGCAAAUUUAGCCGCCAGUCGCCUGCUUCGAUCGAAAGCAUGGUGAGGUCCAAAUGAAGAGCGUGUUGUAAUAAAAAACAAACCCCAAAAACAGUGUAACUAACGUAAAAGAGUAAAAAAACAAAUCCCUCCUCCCCUUGUUAGGUGUACAGGAUGUUUAAGUGAUAUACGUUACGAGGUUUUGUACGAGGACACCGGUACACAAUCCAAUACAAUACAACAAAACACUCUAAGUGUUGCUUUUCCCUUCCUUCUGUAGGAUAAAUGCCAUUUACAACAAAUUCUAUUCUCGACACUGGAUUCAAACGAAUUCGAGACGAACACGAUAUAAGGAAGAGUGUACGUGAGUGUACGUUUGUGUGUGGAUGUGUGCGUGUGCAUGUGUGGGUGUGUAUAUGUGAAGGAUAAGAAUGAACAGAAGAAGAAAAAAUUGGUACCUUGUAAUAUGAAAAGAAAAAUGGCGUCAAUCCCCGGCUGCGAUUACGUGAGACUACGUAUAGUUUAUGCCAACAACUCAGUUGAUCAUUUGUAUUUGUUGAAAAAGAUGCUAUACUAAAAUCGUUAUAGAUUUCAUCGACGUUCAAUCCUUCCGGACCUUGAUCAGUCUGAAUGGUGGGGUCCUUUGAACGAAGACAGGAGGACGACGACGGUUUGUUUCUGUUGCAAUGUUUGCCAAGGGAAAGAGGGGCACUUAUGAAACAAGUUGUAGGAGUAGAAUGUAUUUUUUUUUAUAUAUAUGUUACCAAACUGUUACCCAAAUCGUUAGAGAAGAGGCAGGAAUGUUGUGUUGUAUUAGUUUCCGAUCCCCCCGUAUAACACAUGCCCACGGAAUCCUUUUCCCCAUUUUGCUCUCUCUCGCUGUAUUGGCGGUAUAUAUGCAUGUCUAUAGCCGUGUGUACCCAUCACCGAACGAAAAGGGGAAAAAGAACCGGGUGGAACUAACCUUGUAUAAGACGACGCUGAAGGGUGAUGGCGAAGCAGCUGCACUGAAACGAGAAAGAAGGGAAGGAAGGAAGACACAAAUAAAUAAAUAUAUUAGAUGUACAACAAAAACAUGCGCAUUGACGACAGUACCGAGAAUCAAAUCCGAAAGAGUGUGAAUACUUCUUGAAAAUCCCAUUAACCAAAAACCUGUUUACUUGUUUGAUGUGGAGAAGAAUUCAGCAAAUAAUGGCCUGGUGCGAUCGUGUUUGAACUUGGGGGCUAGCGAAUACGUUCAAGUGUGUGAAGCACACCAACGUCAACUUGGAUCGAGUGAGACAAUAUGCUUGGUUGUAGUAUGCUUUCAUGAGUCAGAGAAAUCGGUGCAAUAGUUGCCGCUGCGCGUAGCUCCUUCACGAUGGAUAUUGUCGUUCUGGUGGCGUUGAAAAUAUGUUUCAUCCUCUUCCUGAUCGGUGGCUACUAUAUAGCGCGCUUUAUCAAGCAGCGGCGUAUGGCACCGGUAAUAGUGACGCAGGAAAUUCCGGGACAAGGAUAUUCUCCGCCCGUUGCAGUACACGUACCGGAUGCACAGCAGUACAAUCAUUGGGGCUUUGCGCAACUAUCGGCAAACCCUACAAUUCCUGCUCCAGUUGGUGCGAAUGAUAAAAAAGAGCCUGUUAAAAACUGACCAUAUCCCUCUCUCAACAGAGGGGGAAACAUGGUGGUGAUGCAAUAUGAAUAAAAUUAAUUAAAAGUAUGGAAAGAUGUACAUAUGUAAAUUCCUUAAAGCAAUUCCAUAAAACAUUUAGUUUGUUUACUUUUUACUUGGAUGCGUACCUAAACAAAAGAACGACGAUUCCCAAGUAGCAUGUCGACCAAGGUGUGAAUAUACGUCGAGACGUUUCGCAUUCAAAACGCUCAGAAAACCUGUUCCAAAUUGAUUGCAACCCUAGCUUUGUUCUGAGAGACAUUUGUUUCACAUUUAAAUCUGCUGGAUUCCGAUUCCGACGCCCUCUUUAACGUAAAAAAAACAGUAUCAAAACGGCGAACUAGUUGUACGGGUGCAUAAACGUCAAAUAGCAAAAUGGCCAAACUGUCAACCUUCAGCUUGUAACCAUACCUGAAACUAACGAUGAUUCAUAGCGUUGCGGCUUCUCCUAUUCGUAAAGAUCACGCUUGAUGCGCACAAAACCGCGAUCACCUCGAAAAAUUGUUUUGCCUUGAAAGUAGCUAUCGGCAAAAGGAGUGUGUCGUUUUUUCCGCUAUUUCCGCAGCGAGUAGUACAUAGUUUAAAUUACGAUGAUUGAUCUUAUCAUAAUAACUAUUUUCAUAAUAUUUGGGUUCUGCAUUUACGGUUGCAUCAAAUGUUGCUGUUGCAAGAAUGAUCGUGCGGUGAUAGUGACACACACAACAAUAAACAACCCCGAAAAGCCUCGCGAUCAACCGCAAUCUACAACUAUUGUACCGCCACCCGGUGCAUUCAUUCUUCGUCAUCCGACUGGCACUGUGACGUACCCGGUAUACCCAACUCCGUACAUGAUGCAACAGCCACACGAGCAGAACAUGCAGCAGCAGCAGCAGUUCUCGGAUCCAAAAUCGUCGAUGCCACCACCGCAAGCGAACACUCUCCAAUUUCCGGAACUUCCUCCGCAAAUGUACUAUCCGGUUCCACCCAAUGGUUCUGCAGCGAUGAUGAAUCCACCCAGCUACAACCAAGUGGUGGGUGACACUAAACCAGUGCAGGCUCCUUACAAGGGUUAAACGACAAUGGCCAUACAUACAUAAUAUUAAUGUUAAGGAACAAACGAUGAAACACAAAACAGCGGAAACGCUUUAGGAAAGGAAUGUUUCCUAGUGCCAUCGUAGGCAAGCGUUAGUUGCAUUUGUUACCGCAUCUAUUAGACUGUAUCGCGUAAGUUUAUGUCCCAUUUCAAGUCAGUGGUCUAAUGGUGUGGCAAUAUGAGAAGAAUGUACUGAAUUUGUCUAGCAACAAGUGCCCAAGCUGAUCAACUCGUUCAUCGAAAUUCGAGUGUAAUGGGACGCCAUUUAGGGCCGUGGCAACGCCCAUCCUAUACGAUUUUAUAGGAUGCAGCUGUCAAACGCUAUUUCGGUUUAUAUUGCGAUUAUUUGGAUGAUUUCCAUAGCCUAAUCAUUCAUUCUAAAAAAACAAUUUCGUUUGAUAAAAUCGCAUCGGAUCAGCGUUGCCAACAUCUUUAUCCACACAAGCCACUACAUUAGACCAUUGACGAAUCUUUUGCUCCCAGUAUUCGUGCCAUUAGAUGUUAUUGCAUCGCACUUAUGGAGUAGAAUACUCUCGUAUUUUCUUAUCGAUUUUUGAAUUCCUACAUAUAUUCAACUUUACCGGACUUUACCGAGUUCUAAAUAUAUAUUGUUUGCAUUACUUCAUA
Anopheles gambiae (African malaria mosquito) is the source of this 14638-nucleotide messenger RNA. It is a transcript of the gene Mef2, whose product is annotated as myocyte-specific enhancer factor 2. The record is from RefSeq and is a predicted model, not a curated record. Bases 2419 to 4167 code for a protein of 582 amino acids. NCBI's taxonomy places the organism in Eukaryota, Metazoa, Arthropoda, Insecta, Diptera, Culicidae. Gene Ontology annotation, molecular function: protein dimerization activity; histone deacetylase binding; DNA-binding transcription factor activity, RNA polymerase II-specific. Gene Ontology annotation, biological process: cell differentiation; positive regulation of transcription by RNA polymerase II. The transcript has 12 exons.